Messenger RNA from Folsomia candida, 2171 nucleotides. RefSeq lists its product as uncharacterized. Gene Ontology annotation, molecular function: protein binding. The coding region runs from base 692 to 1993 and encodes 433 amino acids. Lineage: Eukaryota; Metazoa; Arthropoda; Collembola; Entomobryomorpha; Isotomidae. The record is from RefSeq and is a predicted model, not a curated record. The transcript is spliced from 4 exons.
UAAAGAAAGUUGUACAAAAUUUCUGCAAUCUUGUGUGAAAUUUUGUCUAAGGUUGUGUAAACAGAGGAUGACACAACCGUUGGUUAAAUGUUACUCAACCAGCAGGUUGAGUAAAAUCUUUUGCUUUGGUGAAAACGACAUUUCGCACGCAUGGCCUCCUGCCGUGAGUAAAAACACCCACGGUUAAAAUUUUUGAUCGCAACGAUAUGGGGCCAUUCAUAUAUUACGUCAUCAAAAAUUCUCAAUUUUAGCACCCAUCCAACCACCCAACGUAAACAUUAAGAGAUAUGGGAUUUUAAUAUGGGAAAGAUAAGAACACCUAACCACCCAACCACUAAAAUAAUCACGUAAUAUAUGGACGUUCCAUAUGGGGGAUUUGACAUGGCUGAUAAUGAUUUAAGUCGAUCUUACUCUUCAUAUCUUCACAUAUAUGGAAAUUGUUCGUGGAAACGAAGCACUGCUUAAUAAAACAAUGUUUAUUUAUAGAACACAGAUGCCAACUAUGGUACAUGAACAGGAGAAAUGUUUAUGCAAAGUAUAAUAAAGCAGACUGGUAGUCAGAAUUUCGUACCAACAUAUUUUUUUCCUCACUACUCCAGAAGAGCUCUUGUUUGCCAAAAUUUACCAAAUUAAAUAAUUCAAUUCGGAUAUUAAUUUAAUAUUACAAAUCACUAAAAGCUUCAUUUUUCAAAUGGAACGCACGAAGAGGGAUGAAUCUCAAGAAAGAGGUGAUUUUUUGCCUUGUCGUGAUGAAGACGACACAGAACACGGCCCAUUCUCCUCUGGUCUUGUGGAAGAUGUAAUUCCUCAUGUCUGCAAAUUCCUCGGGCCCAAAGACAUCAGACACUGCCGACUCGUCUGCAAGUCGUGGAAUUACGGCGCUACUUCCGUCCUAAAGAACAAGACCAUCAUCAUAAUUCCACUUUACCCUAAAAAAUGUCGAUUAAUCGAUUCAGAUGAGACCAAAGACAAACUGACAUUCGCCCACACGUCUGUCUGUCUCGUAAUUGGAGGUCAUCAACCCAUCGAUCCCAAAAUCUUUGACGAGAUCACCAAUCUAAAAUCAAUUGUUGUCCGUUCCUCUACAAAAAAACCGUUGGAAAAGGACUUGUUUCCCAAAAUUAUACUGAAUUCGGCCUCCACUCUGAAACAUUUAAAGUUUGGAGGUGGAGAAAGCUUAGAGUUCCCCUCAUUUCGUGGCGUCGUUUUCCCAAAAUUAGCCAAUCUCGACCUACACCACUUCUGGGAUGAGGGAUCGCAAGAUAUCGAAAGAAUUGGUCACGCCAUCACGGAAGCGUUCCCAGCUUUACAACAUCUCAGAAUUGCCUACCGCUAUAUGCCUGGACUGUCAUGGAUGAAAUUUUUGCCAAAGUUUCCGACAUCACUAAAUUCCUUGGAAUUACACGAACUUUUAAACAUCAAUUAUAUGAAUUGUCUGCUGGAAUUUCCUCAUCCUUUGAAGACCCUUAAAUUUACUUCAACUUCGUUUCAAGAUCGUGUCGACGAUCUGCCAUGGCUUUUCUACAAAUUUUUGAAAAAACAUUCCCCCACAUUGGAAAAACUUUGUUUACAAAUAUCCACAAACAGGAUGGAUAACCUCAAGCUGAACUGGAUUUUUCCAGCAUUUCCGGUCAUGCAAAACUUGACGAUUUGUAACAGUGAUAUGUUUGCAAGCCUAAAAUUUGAAAUUAGCCUAGGAAAUUUUGGACAGAUUAAUUACAAAAUUUGUUUUCCAGUCUUGCGAGUUUUGCGAAUUUGUAGGACUCACAGCAUUCCCAACGUAGCUCAUGAUUUAUCCUGUAUGGCGGGAUUUCUUCCGUUGCAAGGCGAUAACGGAUGUCCGGAGUCAGUGAAAGAAGUUGACCUCUACAUUUUGGACGAAACAUUGACCAGCGACCGCAAUUUAGUGAAGGCCGACCUUAACGACCAAUUGUUGAAAAUAUUUCCUAACGCGAAGGGAUCAAUCAAAGAUGUGUGGGAAUUAGUCGUUUGAUAAAUGUAUCUAGAUAUAUUCGCAAAGGAAUGAGAGUUACAUACUUAAUUGAUUAAUUGUGCUAGAUAAUUAAAUAUGCAAAUAUUAGCUAAAAAUAACUCAUACUGUUACUCAUAAAUAAAUACAGAUUAGGUAUACUUCUCUUGGCAAAAUAAAAUACGCCGAUUUUAUAACUCAA